GGUCCCGCCUAAGGGGCGGGGUUCGGCGGGGGACUCCGUCCCCAAGCACUGUCCCUCUUGGCUUCCGCCCCGGUGAGGUGUCUAUGGAGGGGCUCCUGGCCCAGCUGUGUGGCACGGACGCGGCGCGGCCGCUCCCGUUGUGGGAAGGGGACACCACGGGCCACUGCUUCACCCAGCUGGUGCUCAGCGUCCUUCCCCACGCGCUCCUCGCCGUCCUCAGUGCCUGCCACUUGGGCACCCCAAGGGCUACCAAUCACUUCCCAGCUCUCAAUCCUGGCUGGCGCCUCCGACUCGCAGCAUCCCUUCUUCUUUCCGUCUUCCCGCUGCUAGACCUCCUUCCAGUUGUUUUGCCUCCAGGGUCACAUCCAGGGCCCUUAUGGCUAGAGGUGUUGGCAGGGUGUGUGACAGCUGUGGCCUGGUUUACCCACAGCCUGGCCCUGUGGGCACUGGCUCAUUCCCCACGUGGCCGUUCCCGAGGACCCUUGGCCUUGGCUCUGGCCGCCUUCCUACCAACCCCAGCCCUGGUUCUGACUCUGUUGUGGCAUUGCCAGCGAGGGACGUUUCUGCCCCCACUGCUCCCAGGACCUCUGGGCCGUGUGUGUCUUCUCAUUCUGCAACUGACCGCAGUCUUGGCCUAUGGGUUGGGCUGGGCAGCCCCUGGGGGACCACAAGAGCCCUGGACUCAUGAGCCCUUCCUGUCCUCCGAGAGUCAAGAAAGAGAGGUAGCUGAAGAUGGCGAGAGUUGGCUGUCACGCUUUUCCUAUGCCUGGUUGGCACCCUUGCUCGCUCGCGGGGUCCGAGGAGAGCUCCAGCAGCCCCAGGACACUUGCCGCCUCCCCCGCAGGCUGCAUCCCGCCUUCCUGGCCCGAGCCUUCCAAGCGCACUGGAAGGAGGGGGCCCAACUGUGGAGGGCCCUGUACGGGGCCUUUGGAUGUUGCUACCUGGCCCUCGGACUGUUGAAGAUGGUGGGGACCAUGCUGGGAUUCUCCGGGCCUCUGCUGCUCUCCCUCCUGGUGGGCUUCCUGGAGGAAGAGCAAGAGCCUCUAAGCCACGGCCUGCUCUAUGUCCUGGGGUUGGCCAGUGGGACUGUGAUAAGUGCCGUGCUGCAGAAUCAGUAUGGGUUUGAGGUACGUAAAGUGACACUUCAGGCACGAGUGGCUGUGCUGAGCACCCUCUACCGCAAAGCCCUGAAGCUUGGGCCCAGCCGCCCUCCGACCGGGGAGGUCCUGAACCUACUAGGCACCGACUCCGAGAGGCUGCUCAACUUUGCUGGCAGCUUCCACGAGGCCUGGGGCCUGCCUCUGCAGCUGGCCAUCACUCUGUACCUGCUCUACCAGCAGGUGGGCAUGGCCUUCCUGGCGGGGCUGGUCUUGGCACUGCUGCUGGUACCUGUCAACAAAGUGAUUGCCACCCGAAUCAUGGCCAGCAACCAGGAGAUGCUACGGCACAAGGAUGCACGGGUUAAGCUCAUGACAGAGCUACUGAGUGGCAUUCGAGUCAUCAAAUUCUUCAGGUGGGAGCAGGCUCUGGGGGACCGAGUGAAGGCUUACCGGACUAAAGAGCUGGGACGGCUCCGCAUCAUCAAAUACCUGGAUGCUGCCUGUGUGUACCUCUGGGCUGCCCUGCCAGUGGUCAUCUGCAUCGCCAUCUUCAUCACCUACGUCCUCCUGGGGCACCAACUCACUGCCACCAAGGUGUUUACAGCACUGGCACUUGUCCACAUGCUCAUUCUUCCUCUCAACAACUUCCCCUGGGUGAUCAAUGGUCUCUUGGAAUCCAAAGUAUCCCUGGACCGGAUCCAGCGUUUCCUCGACCUUCCAGGCUACAGCCCUGAGGCCUAUUACAGCCCUGACCCCCCCACAGAGCCCUCCACAGCACUGGAGCUGCACGAAGCCCUGUUCUCCUGGGACCCAACUGGAGCAAGCCAGAAGACCUUCAUCAGUCACCUCCAAGUGAAAAAGGGUAUGCUGGUGGGCAUCGUGGGAAAGGUGGGCUGUGGGAAGAGUUCGCUGCUGGCUGCCAUCACUGGGGAGCUCCACAGGCUGUGCGGGUGGGUGGCAGUGUCAGAACUGUCCAAAGGCUUUGGACUGGCCACCCAGGAGCCCUGGAUCCAGUGUGCCACCAUCCGAGACAACAUCCUCUUUGGGAAGACAUUUGAUGCCCAGCUGUACAGGGAGGUUGUGGAGGCCUGCGCCCUCAAUGAUGAUCUAAGCAUCCUGCCUGCUGGAGACCAGACAGAGGUUGGAGAGAAAGGUGUGACCCUCAGCGGGGGACAGAGGGCCCGGAUUGCACUUGCCCGUGCUGUCUACCAGGAGAAAGCACUCUAUCUCCUCGACGACCCUCUGGCUGCUGUGGAUGCAGAUGUGGCCAACCACCUGUUACACAGGUGCAUCCUGGGAGUGCUGAGCCACACCACCCGGCUCCUAUGCACCCACCGCACCGAAUACCUGGAAAGGGCUGAUGUGGUGCUGUUGAUGGAAGCCGGGCAACUGGUCCGAACAGGGCCCCCCUCUGAGAUUCUGCCGUUGGUACAAGCUGUCCCCACAGCCUGGGCUGAGAAGGAACAAGUGGCUAACUCAGGCCAGUCCCAGUCUGUAUGCGACCUGGAGAGAACCACGGAGGAGCAGCUGGAGGCGGAGCAGAGCACAUGCGGCCGCCUCGUGCAGGAGGAGAGCAAAAGCGAGGGCGCGGUAGCCCUGCACGUCUACCGAGCAUACUGGAGGGCCAUGGGCAGUGGCCUGGCCACUGCCAUCCUCAUCUCUCUGCUCCUCAUGCAAGCCACGCGCAACGGUGCUGAUUGGUGGCUCGCUCACUGGCUGUCUCAGCUGAAGGCCAGCAGAAAUGGCUCCGGGGAAGGUCCAGCUUCCUCCAGCCCAGGCUCCACAGCUUUCUUCUCUCCACGGCUGCUUAUCUUCUCCCCUGGAAGCCUCUACACCCCACUGCUCAGCACCCCACUGCCCAAGGCUGCUUCCAAUGGCUCCGCAGACGUCCACUUCUACCUCAUCGUGUACGCAACCAUUGCGGGGGUGAACUCCCUCUGCACCCUUCUCCGGGCUGUGCUGUUUGCAGCAGGAGCCCUUCAAGCAGCUGCCAGCCUACACCACCGCCUACUGCAUCGACUCCUCAUGGCACCGGUGACUUUCUAUGACUCCACACCCUCCGGCCGGGUCUUGAACCGCUUCUCCUCAGAUGUAGCCUGUGUAGACGACAGCCUGCCCUUCCUCCUCAACAUCCUGCUGGCCAAUUCCGUGGGCCUGCUGGGCCUCCUGGCUGUUCUAGGUUCUGGUCUGCCCUGGCUGCUGCUCCUGCUACCGCCUCUGAGCUUCGUCUACUACAGCGUGCAGGGCCACUACAGGGCUUCCUUCCGGGAGCUGCGGCGCCUGAGCAGCCUCACCUGGUCCCCGCUCUACUCCCAUCUGGCUGACACCCUGGCGGGCCUCCCCGUGCUCCGGGCCGCAGGGGCCACUUACAGGUUUGAGGAGGAGAACCAGCGACUCUUGGAGCUGAACCAGAGGUGCCAGUUUGCUUCCUAUGCCACGAUGCAGUGGUUGGACAUUCGACUGCAGCUCAUGGGGGCAGCAGUGGUCAGCGCCAUUGCGGGCAUUGCCCUGGUGCAGCACCAGCAGGGCCUUGCCAACCCAGGGCUGGUGGGCCUCGUGCUUUCUUAUGCCCUGUCUCUGACGGGCCUGCUCUCGGGCCUGGUGAGCAGCUUUACACAGACGGAAGCCAUGAUGGUGAGCGUUGAGCGACUGGAGGAGUAUUCCUGUGACAUUCCCCAGGAGCCCCAGGGCCAGCCACUACAGUCACCCCACCAGCAGCGCAUCAUCUGGCUGACCCAGGGAAGCGUGGAGUUCCAGGACGUGGUGCUGGUGUACCGGCCAGGGCUGCCCAAUGCCCUAGAUGGGGUGACCUUCCGUGUGGAGCCUGGGGAGAAGCUGGGCAUCGUGGGCCGCACAGGCUCCGGCAAGUCUUCCCUGUUUCUGGUGCUCUUCCGGCUGCUGGAGCCCAGCGCAGGGCGAGUGCUCCUGGACGAUGUGGACACCAGCCAGCUGGAGCUGGCCGAGCUCAGAUCCCAGCUGGCUGUCAUCCCUCAGGAACCUUUCCUGUUCAGUGGGACGAUUCGGGAGAACCUGGACCCCCAGGGUCUACACGAGGACAGGGCCCUGUGGCAAGCCUUAGAACAGUGUCACCUGAGUGAGGUGGCCGUCGCCAUGGGUGGCCUGGAUGGAGAGCUGGGAGAAAGGGGCCGGAACCUGUCCCUAGGACAGAGACAGCUACUGUGUCUGGCCAGGGCUCUUCUUACAGAUGCUAAAAUCUUGUGCAUUGACGAGGCCACAGCAAGUGUGGACCAGGUGACAGACCAGCUGCUCCAGCAAACCAUCAGUAAACGCUUUGCCAACAAGACAGUGCUGACCAUUGCCCACAGGCUCAACACCAUCCUCAACUCUGACCGGGUGCUGGUGCUCCAAGCAGGCAGGGUGGUGGAAUUGGACUCCCCCUCAGCCCUGCGCAACCGGCCCCACUCCCUGUUCCAGCAACUCCUGCACAGCAGCCAGCAGGGAGCCCACUCUCAUCCUUCAGGGUCCUGAGCCGAGCCUCCUCCCCUGGGGUGCAUGUUCCUUCCUGCCCGCCAGGGCUGCUGGUUCUCCUCUGUGCUUCUACCUCUUCUCCACGCGCUCAGAGGGGUCACAGCACCCUGGCUUCCUCAUGAAAACCACUCCUGGGGGACUUCCCCAGAACCAGCCCACGUGGGCCCUUUUACUCAGAAUUCGGGUCCGGUUUCCCUUCCACAGAAGCCCACUUGCAUUUUCAUAAUUUUAUUUGAUAAAAUUCCUAUCUUACA
Messenger RNA from Mus pahari (shrew mouse), 4843 nucleotides. RefSeq names its product ATP binding cassette subfamily C member 10 (gene Abcc10). Bases 84 to 4589 code for a protein of 1501 amino acids. The transcript is spliced from 21 exons. Lineage: Eukaryota; Metazoa; Chordata; Mammalia; Rodentia; Muridae. Gene Ontology annotation, cellular component: membrane. Gene Ontology annotation, molecular function: ABC-type transporter activity; ATP hydrolysis activity; ATP binding. Gene Ontology annotation, biological process: transmembrane transport. The record is from RefSeq and is a predicted model, not a curated record.